CCCCCCUCGCCUCUUCCCCUCACCUCACACAGCAAUCGAAUCCAAGCAUCCCCAAUUCCCCAAACCCCAAGCACCUCCGCAGCCGCAGCACCACCGAUGGCGCCCAAGGCGGAGAAGAAGCCGGCGGCGAAGAAGCCCGCGGAGGAGGAGCCCGCGGCGGAGAAGGCGGAGAAGGCCCCGGCUGGGAAGAAGCCCAAGGCGGAGAAGCGCCUCCCCGCGGGCAAGUCCAGCGCCGGCAAGGACGGCGAGGGCAAGAAGGGCAAGAAGAAGGCCAAGAAGAGCGUCGAGACCUACAAGAUCUACAUCUUCAAGGUGCUCAAGCAGGUGCACCCGGACAUCGGCAUCUCCUCCAAGGCCAUGUCCAUCAUGAACUCCUUCAUCAACGACAUCUUCGAGAAGCUCGCCGCCGAGGCCGCCAAGCUCGCCCGCUACAACAAGAAGCCCACCAUCACCUCCCGCGAGAUCCAGACCUCCGUCCGCCUCGUCCUCCCCGGGGAGCUCGCCAAGCACGCCGUCUCCGAGGGCACCAAGGCCGUCACCAAGUUCACCUCGUCUUAGUUAGGUUUGCCGCCUCUUGUGGUGCCAGUACUAGUUCGGUUGGGUGCUGCUGCUAGACCUGGCUCCCUUGUAUGAAUUGUGUACCUAAUGGAUCUGGAACAUCAAUGGUGCCUGUUCUGUUCUAUUAACUUUUGUUCAUCUGUUCACUGUUCUGUCUCUGGUUUUGCUGUGCUUGUUGUUUGCUUUAUGUGGUGAGGUAAAUGACAAUUCUGGCUCA
Molecule: messenger RNA, 775 nt
Organism: Panicum virgatum (switchgrass)
Lineage: Eukaryota; Viridiplantae; Streptophyta; Magnoliopsida; Poales; Poaceae
Product: histone H2B.1-like
Exons: 2
Coding region: 97-558 (153 amino acids)
Biological process (GO): nucleosome assembly
Cellular component (GO): nucleosome
Molecular function (GO): protein heterodimerization activity; DNA binding; structural constituent of chromatin
Source: RefSeq, a predicted model, not a curated record